UUUUUUUUAAUUUUUUAUUAUUAUAUUAUUAUAUACUUUCUCUACGUAAUGAACUGAAAAGGUUACAUUUUCUCGUCGGUGUUAGCUUGUUAGUUUCUGUGUCGCUGAGCAGCUAACGUUACAUUCAUUGUGUUGCGGUCUGACGUGAAAAACAAGUCACUCUUCGACCGCUCGAAAUCCAUAUUCUUCAUGAAAGAAGUUUGUACAUUAAGAUGACUUUCACCCGCUGUAGCGCCUCAUCGCGGAGGUGCAGUAACUGAACUACUAGUUACUGUGUUGUGAACUCUGUCUGUGUUCACCUCAAGGGAAGGCACCUGAUCGAAGGGUAGCUGGAUGUGGCAUUGAACACAGGACCUUCAGGCUGUUGGACACAAUUUCAAAGCGCUCAAAUCACUGAACUGCCAGCCCAGCUCGCAUUUCCCAUGUGGGAAUUUAAGUGUUCCUUAACCGGUUUUUACUCCUCCCUGCAGUAUGUUUGUGAAAAUCUGCAGGAAUCUACGACUGCCGGGGCUUCUGGACAAGGCGUGUGUCCGUGUGUGCGCAUGGGAGAGUCCACUGGGACGUGUCGUCACUCCGCCACCCCGAUCCCCUCGCCUACGGGGGAUGUCCCUGCCUUGUGUCUUCAACGCAAGCCAUCACUGCUCUGCCGCGAACCUUCAUAGCUGGAAUUUGGACCAUUUUGCAACCAACCAUCAAAGACAAAGCAAACAUUUUUGGGGAACGGGACCCAAAAUCCUUCCUAUAAACAACUGGACUUUCCCAUCCAUUGCGGAGAAGCGGUUCCAGUCUUCAACGGUCACCUUGACAGUGAAGAAACAUGGUGCAAUGCCGGCGAAGCGGCCUCCGAAGGGACCCAGGACCAAACAGCCGUCGCGGGCCAACUUGCCGCCCCAGGAGGACGAAGCCAAGGAAGUGAUGCAGUGUGUGGCAUAUGCAACCGCUGACCACUAUGUCCUUCCAUCACUCUGCCAAGACCUGGUGGCCCAGGGAUUCUCUGAGAUUAAAGACCUGCCCAGAGAUGCUGCCAACGUCCUGGUCAUUGGAACAGAUAAGGCCUCAAAGCCCUAUGACCAGCCCCUGAUGUUUUUCUUCAGGGAGGGUGCCGUUGUCUUCUGGAAUGUGGAGGAGCAGAUGAUGAAGCAUGUGAUGAGAGUCCUGGAGCAGCAUGAGAUCCAGCCGUACGAGGUGGCUCUGGUGCACUGGGAGAACGAAGAGAUCAACUACACCCUGGGGGAGGGAGACUCGAAGCUGCACCAGGGUAGCUUCUUGCUGAACGGCGAGCUUGAUCAGGACUUGGCUGUGCUGGAGAAGUUUGCCUUCUCCAAUGCACUCUCACUUUCAGUGAAGCUGGCAAUAUGGGAGGUGUCCUUGGAUAACUUUGUAGACUCCAUUCAGUCCAUUCCUGAGAUGCUGAAGUCUGGGAAAAGGGUGAAACUGUCCCGAGCAGAGGUCAUGCAGAAAAUCGGAGAGCUCUUUGCCCUGAGACACCGCAUCAAUCUAAGCUCUGAUCUGCUCAUCACGCCAGACUUUUACUGGGACAGAGAGAACCUGGAACAGCUGUACGAUAAGACAUGCCAGUUUCUCAGCAUCAACCGCAGAGUCAAGGUCAUGAACGAGAAGCUGCAGCAUUGCACAGAGCUGACGGACCUCAUGAGGAACCACCUGAGUGAGAAGCAUGGCUUGCGGCUCGAGUGGAUGAUCGUCAUCCUCAUCACCAUUGAGGUGAUGUUCGAACUUGCCAGGGUCAUCUUCUGAUGGAAUCCCAGCCUACGGACACCGUUUCUCUGAGCGGCAGCUAAAAUGCGGAGCACUUUGGGUAAAUCCCUCAAGUGCAAGGAGUGGUGUAAGAAGGAGAGCUAAAGUGUGUCCUGCAAACACAAAUGUGGAAGUGGACACUUGUGUGCCAGAAGCGCUUUGGUUGAAGACUCAGCCCCUUUUGAAGAACACUCCCCUUUGCUGUGGGGAGGGUCUCCCCAAAGCAUCCUCCUCUUUUUGCUGGCUCCUCCUCCCUUCCUCGGGGACUUCUGUGUAGAAUCUUGCUGCGGUAGUAAUUCAGAAGGUGGAAAAGAUGGAUUUUUUUAUUAUUAUUCACUGACAGUGGCUAAGCAACAUGAUUUCCCCCCCCAAGCAAGCAUUCUGACAGCGGUGUCCUCCAACUAGUACAGGCAGGUGACUGAGGCCCUGGGGGGUCUUUAAAACAAUCAGCGCUUAAAACCUGAUUAUUUGAUCCCAUUUCUGAGAAGUUACCGGUGCUGAUACGGAGCUCCCAGAAGCAUCGUAACCCGUAUAAAAACAGUUUCCGAAGUGCUGCAGGACAGACCUCAAAUCAGCGACACGUUUGUUGGUUACAAUUAAAGUUAAUUAAAAGGAAUCAAAUAUUAUAAACUGUAUGGUCCUCUUGUAAUGAUAUUGCAAUUGUUUUCAGACGUAGUCUGUUAUAAUUGUAGGUGUUGGGUAUUUUUCCAGCCCUGCGGCCCACAUUUCUCCUCUCAUGAGGGCUUGUUUCUGAGGGUUAAUUCUAUGUUUUAAUAAUGAAAAUGUUUAAAUUGCUCUGAACCCUUGAGUGAGGAAUCAUUCCAACAGAUGAUGAAUCAGUUUUACAGUAAAAGUGUAACAAAAGUUUUACAAUAAAAGUGAAACACUUUUGAAGU
Scleropages formosus (Asian bonytongue) is the source of this 2651-nucleotide messenger RNA. RefSeq names its product required for meiotic nuclear division 1 homolog (gene rmnd1). Gene Ontology annotation, biological process: positive regulation of mitochondrial translation. The record is from RefSeq and is a predicted model, not a curated record. The coding region runs from base 472 to 1755 and encodes 427 amino acids. The transcript has 12 exons. Lineage: Eukaryota; Metazoa; Chordata; Actinopteri; Osteoglossiformes; Osteoglossidae.